AAAAAACAACUAGUUGAAAAUAAAAAACAAAUAAAAAAUAUUGAAAGUAAAAUGACAACUAUUAAUCAAGAUAUACAAAAACAAGAACACGUGAAAUCAGGUGCUGAACAAAAAUUACUUCAAUCGGAAAAUGAAAUUCGAGAUAAACAAACUGAAAUUGAUCGUUAUCGAAAAAAUGUUGAUGAUCACAAACAAACAUAUGAUGGUAUUAAACGCAAACAUGACCAACAAGCACAAAAUAUUCAACGUCAAAUAGAUUUAAAAGCAAGCACUGGUCAACAAAUCACAAGUGC
Messenger RNA from Didymodactylos carnosus, 293 nucleotides. Lineage: Eukaryota; Metazoa; Rotifera; Eurotatoria; Philodinida; Philodinidae. The record is from the annotation of a GenBank genome assembly.